ACGGGGUGGGGGGGGGGGCAGAGGAUCUUUGAACUGGCCUCUGGAGAGCUCAGGGAUCAAAGCGGAUCGACUCGGCUUGGAGAGGAGCCAAAGGAAGUCACAAGAAGGUGACUCCUCAAGAUGGUAGACUACCUGGCUAACACCGAGAUCAACAGUCAACGGAUUGCCGCGGUGGAAAACUGCUUUGGGACAUCUGGCCAGCCCUUAGCUGUGCCGGGAAGGGUCCUUUUGGGUGAAGGGAUUUUGACCAAGGAAUGCCGUAAGAAAGCCAAGCCCCGAAUUUUCUUCCUUUUCAAUGAUAUCCUGGUGUACGGCAGCAUUGUCAUCAACAAACGGAAGUACAGCUGCCAACACAUCAUCCCGCUGGAUGAAGUCACGCUGGAGAUUCUGCCGGACACCUUGCAAAUGAAGAACCGAUGGAUGAUCAAGACCUCCAAGAAGUCCUUUGUGGUUUCAGCAGCCUCGCUGACGGAGCGCAAAGAGUGGGUCAGUCACCUGGAAGAAUGCAUCCGCCAUCUUUUGUCCAAAACGGGACAGCAGCCCCCAACCGAAUAUGCAGCCCCUUGGAUUCCGGAUAAGGCAACUGAUAUCUGCAUGCGUUGCACCCAUACCAAGUUCUCGGCACUCAUCCGAAGACACCACUGUCGAAAGUGUGGCUUUGUGGUGUGUGGAGACUGUUCCCGCCAGCGUUUUCUCAUGCCUCGUCUGUCCUCCAAGCCAUUGAGGGUUUGCAAUUUUUGCUACAAGCAGCUGAUGGCCAAAAAGAAGGAAUCUGGAGACGAGGCAAAGCCAGUUCAUUCUUCUCUGCCUGGCUAUGAAGUUUCUAGUGGAGAUGACAGCGACAGGUCCGAUGAAGAGAAACUCGAACAGUGGCCUGCCGAGACAGAAUUUUACACCUCGGAUGUGAGCUGGUCAUCUUUCCACAGUUGAUUGCUCCAUGGACUUCUUCUCUUUAAAGGCUGUCGUCGUUUGGAAAAUGACAGAGAAGACUGGGUCUUUAAGGGACUGGUGAGAGGACUAACUUUAUAUUCCAUCAGUUUUUUGUUUUAUGAAUAACGGAGAAGAACUAUCCUCAAGCCAAUGCAUCAACUUUUAAUUGGGUCCUCCAAGACCCAGUCAUUCUUCUUGAAGCUCCAAAUCGGAUUAAAAUAUAUUGGUGUGUUUUCAGAAAAUGAUGGUUCUUUGUGUUUAAUUUUGAAGAUAGUCAGCACUCAUCAAAUGUUGGAUUUCCAUCUUGAGAAUUCAACAAAAUAUCCCCAAGUUGGGUCUAUUGAAGAAACCCAGUUUUUAUAAAACUAAAACCUAAAACACGAGUUCUGGAAAUCCAGAAAUCAAAACGAUAAUUUCCAGAAGGUCACCCAGCCUUGAAAAUGGAGGGCACUUCUUAUGAAGCACUAAAUGGAAGUUAUUUGAUGAAAUUUACAAUAGUAUUACAUUUCAAAAGCUGAGCUGUGUAUUUAAUUUUUUUAGUUCAACUUGAGAACAAGAAGAAUUAAAAACUGACAUUGCUUUGACUGCUUUUAAGUUAAUUUUAAAAAAGUUUGGGGAACUGGCUGUAGAUAUUUGGGGUCCUUUUCUAGUUUGAUGUUCAUACAAUCUAUGACACUGUGAUUUAUUUAAUGCAUUUUUCGCUUGAAGUGUUAUUAAACUCAACCAGUAAACCAAAGCUUAAUGCAAUUUAGGAAUACAACUAGUGACUUGUUUGUGAUAAGCAGGGAAUUUUGAUAACUAGUGAUCCUUUAUCACACAAAGCAGAUGUGUCUUAGAACACUAAAAUAGAAGUCGGAUAAACAGAAAAGUGAUUUGUAGGCAGUAUUGAAUUAUAUUUAUGGGAAAGAGCCAAUUAUUUUUAAUAAGAUCAACAUAAAUUAUGUCUUUAACAUGUGCUACUUCCUGAUAGAAUAGUACCAUUAUAACUUAAUAGAGUUGUCUUUUUUUAAAAAAAAAAUAUAUAUAUACAUGCUGCAGAUAUGGACUUCAGUAUUAAGAGAUUAUUAUUGUAUGAGUUUGCUUGUAAUUUUGCUGAUCAGCUGAAAGCACUUUUGUCUUUCCAAAUGGCAUACAAAUAUCAGAUAGGCAAAAUGAAACAAAAAAUAGCUUUGACCACCUAAAGCAGGAAUGGGGAACUAUGGCAUCUUUAUGACCAGUGGAGUUCAACUCCCAGAAUUCCUGAGCCAUCCAUGUUCAGGAAUCAAUCAAAUAAAUAAAUAAAUGCACAGACAGAUAGACAGACAAAACUCUGGAGUUGAAGUCCACAGAUCCUAAAGGUGGGCAACAAGAACUUCUGCAGCAUAAGAACUUUACUAGCCAAGAAUUAAAUCCCCAGAUCACCUCCAGCAUGUUGACAGAAUGGAAAUAAUUUUCUCGUAGCGGAUCCUUGCAUGCUCCAAUUCCCUAAAGCAGCCUUUCCAUCGAGAUACCCUUCAAAUAUCUUGGUCUUCCAUCCCCUAAUUGUCACCCUACUUUACCAACAGGCUGCUUGAACUGUUGGGAGGUGUUUCCAAUCAUAAGCCAAGAAUCCUGAAGAUAAAUUAAAAACAGGCCAUCCGUCUUUUUUCUGAUGUCGAAAUAUGUUUUUUUCCCCAAUUAAGUCCAUAAAAAAAAAAACAAUAAAAUUUGAAUGUGGAACAGAACAUCCUGUUCCAAUUGCAACAGAAUUAAAUGAAUUCAACAAUG
Crotalus tigris (Tiger rattlesnake) is the source of this 2676-nucleotide messenger RNA. It is a transcript of the gene PLEKHF1, whose product is annotated as pleckstrin homology and FYVE domain containing 1. The record is from RefSeq and is a predicted model, not a curated record. Bases 121 to 930 code for a protein of 269 amino acids. Lineage: Eukaryota; Metazoa; Chordata; Lepidosauria; Squamata; Viperidae. The transcript is spliced from 2 exons. Gene Ontology annotation, molecular function: metal ion binding; phosphatidylinositol binding.